This is a messenger RNA of Naegleria gruberi, 1013 nucleotides long. RefSeq lists its product as uncharacterized. The transcript has a single exon. NCBI's taxonomy places the organism in Eukaryota, Heterolobosea, Eutetramitea, Acrasida, Naegleriidae. Bases 176 to 1009 code for a protein of 277 amino acids. The record is from RefSeq and is a predicted model, not a curated record.
AAACAACAAUAACAACUAUCACUGACCACAGUAAUACUACUAUUACGUGUCAUUUCAAAGAUACUUUAAACCACCGCAAUUAUUUCACUCUCUCACGUGUAAGCCAACUAAGUAACCUUCCAAACACAAGAAAAAUCAAAAAGUUACCAACCUACUACUGCUAAUACCCAACACAAUGAUCAGUCAACAUACCUCAUUAAAUUAUUCAUCGAGUAAUACUAAUACAUGUAUUCCAUCACAUUAUAGCAGACCACUUUCACCUCCAACUAAUACAUCACUUCCUUCGAUACAUUCCCUGAAAGAAUUUUCUCAUCAACCACAAUACUCUCAGAGUUGUCCAGUUAGAACAGCAACCCAUACUAAUUCACAAUAUCCUCACCACUACUAUCCUUUGACCCAUCACCAUACUAAUAUUGAUCAACAAUAUGCCUAUGCCCCUGUAAAUAAUACUACCAAUCUUUACCAUAAUAACAGUAAUAGUAGUCAUUCAGAUGCUCUGUCGAGUGAAGACAGCAACACAUCUAAUCAGCAUGUAAAUAGAACUUCUCCUUCCCCAAUUAAAGUUAAGAAUAACAAGUCAGAUAACAAACAAAAAGUGAAAUCUCCAAAUACUACUAAUGCUCCUAAUACUACUAAUGGUAUCAAAAAGAAGAGAAAGACUAAAAAGAAUAAGAUUAUCAUUGCAACUUCUGAAUUGGUUAGAUGCAUGACUUUACCACAAACAGUAGCUGCUAAAAAACUGAAAGUUUCUCUCAGUACUUUGAAGAGACGUUUCUAUGAAUUGAGUGUUGGAAGAUGGCCAUCAAUUGCUCCAACAAAUGAACCUGGAUCUUCCUCAAAGACUGAAGAAGACAUGUAUGUGGAAAGUACAGAUGCUACACCAGAACAAAAACUUUCACUUUCAUUCAUUAUGAAUAAGAAAGAAUGUCCAGAAUCGAGUGUAAUUGAUAAUCUUUCAAUGGUCAUUCUGAAAGUUGCCUUUACUUUAAACACAAACGAAGAAAAAUAAAUUA